GGAGCCCCAGAGCCAGACGAUGCCGCUCUCGCUGAGACUUCUGCAUCGUCGAAGCACCAACUCCUCCGACAGGACAGCGCAGAGGACGCUUCGCGGAACAAAAACCACGAGAUAUUGGGUUCUCAUCCGGCGAUACUACGGGUAAAAAAUGAAGAAGAGCCCACAGCACCAGAUCCGGAUCUUCAGAAAAAGACAAUCGAAACAAGAACUCUGGCAGCAGCUGCUCCGAGCUGCACAUCGAAACAAGGGGAACCACCGCGAGAUGAAACAACAAGUACGCAACGAGCUGCU
Messenger RNA from Amoebophrya sp. A120, 291 nucleotides. The record is from the annotation of a GenBank genome assembly. Lineage: Eukaryota; Dinophyceae; Syndiniales; Amoebophryaceae.